Rodentolepis nana is the source of this 300-nucleotide messenger RNA. NCBI's taxonomy places the organism in Eukaryota, Metazoa, Platyhelminthes, Cestoda, Cyclophyllidea, Hymenolepididae. The record is from the annotation of a GenBank genome assembly.
AUGGCGGACGACUUUGAUCCAUGUGAAUGUAUUUACAAUCAUGAGUCGAAUAUGCAGCGGUUGUUGAAUAUGCUUCGGCAAUCACAGUCCUACUGCAAUGACGUUAUGUGCCAAAAUGACCCCUCAAAUCCAUUGUCAGAUCAAAGUGGCAGCUCUUUCACUACUCCUGUUCUCGUUAUGUGCGCUUGGGCUGUUGCUAUGGCCGGUGUCUACGCUUACCGCACUUUUCGUAAUUCUCAAGGGUUGGGAAAACCUGAUCGAUUUGAGGACGACGACAACGAGCCGCCCAGUACCUACUAG